Nematostella vectensis (starlet sea anemone) is the source of this 1983-nucleotide messenger RNA. RefSeq lists its product as uncharacterized. The coding region runs from base 243 to 1328 and encodes 361 amino acids. The record is from RefSeq and is a predicted model, not a curated record. The transcript is spliced from 10 exons. Lineage: Eukaryota; Metazoa; Cnidaria; Anthozoa; Actiniaria; Edwardsiidae.
UAUGUCAAUACUCUAAGUCGAUGUUUGGGAUACUCCAAUAUUUGUAUCGCUAGAUAUUCCGCAAUAUUUUGUGGCCUGAGUACAGUCGGCCUAGUCCUUCUCGUUCGCACUAACAAUUGUUCAGUUCCGCUUUCUUGUGAGCGGACGGAAAGUUGAAUCGCGCCAUCAAAGAGGGAAGGCGACCGACCGGCUUAUCCAUAUCGGGCUGUCAGAUUUGGUAACCUAAAACUUAAUCGUUGCUGAUGGCUGGCAAAACCAAGUCGGGAGAGUGGCUACAGCCCGUGGGGCCGUUGAAGCUUACGACCACACCCAGGCUGAGUAACAUCCUGUCGCAGGACCCAUCCGACUCACCGCCCGUCCCCGAUACCCCGAGAUCAAGGAUUCGAGACAACGAUACGGACUUUGUCAAGAUAGCAAAAGGCGGAGGACACAAAGAUCUUCUCGCUAUAACCGAUCACAAGCCCACUGCGACACCCAAACAAUACAAGAAGAAUGGGGGAGAUUGGUACACCACAGAGAAUAACAACAACGACCUACCGCAGACACCGCGCUCCAAAGUCAAACAGUCAGACACUGCCUUCCUGAAGACAGCAAAGGAGGGCGGUCACAAAGAUUUACUCGCCAUAGAGGAGCAUAAGCCGACACCUCGACCGGUAAAAGUGAAAAAGAACGGUGGGGACUGGUACCAGCACGAGAGCUUGAACUCCAGUCCCCGGCCUGUACAGACGCCAAGGUCACGUGCCAAACAGACAGACACGGGCUACAUCAAGACCGCAAAGGACGGCGGGCACAAAGAUUUAUUAGCAAUCAAAGAGCACAAGCCGUCUACUGCUGCUGUCGAAGUGGCGAAGCAGACGGGCAAAUGGUUCAAUGAUGAUACCGUAGAUAAUAAGGACACCUAUAAGAGAGAAAACUCGACACCAGCGAGUGCCCGUGUGCACAGAAACUAUAACAGACUGCAAAUAAAAAACGGAGACACGGACUUCAUCAAGACGGCCAAGCGAGGAGGCCAUUCGGACCUCCUAAAGAUGCCGGAGUCACCGCGCAAUUCCACUCCUGUGCGAUACCAGCGGAAAUGCGACUGGUUCUACUUAGAGGAAAACAAAAACACCCAGCCCCAAAGACCAAGAACGGCAUCUAGGUCGAGGACAAUGGAGAGUUCUGUGCUUUCACCGCGUAUGGAAGAGCUUGCUCGACCCAGAACCGCCUAUCGCGCAACCAACCCCAUCUGGGUGGGUGGAUCGGGACCCGAAGUACGGCCAUCUCCCGCGAGAAGACGUCUGACUAUGGACAGCGGUCUACCCCCUUACGCUCUACAUACUGCAUGACCAGACAGGAUUAAAGCAGGAAAUUAUUUUAAAAUCUUUUUAGAAGCUGGUUUUUAAUUUUGAUUCUAAUUAGGUUUUACUCGUAAAGCGACCUCUAUAAAAACUGUGAUUAAGAUAGACAGUGAACGCUAGUCUGAGAGUUCGCGACUUAAAUGGGUUAAUGUUGAGUGGGAAAUUUUAAAUAGAAAUCAGAAAUGAUAUGAACCUGUAACUAAAUUAAAGAGUUUAAUGAAAAUUUGAACGAUGUUUCCUGGCGUGAUUUGGAGUAGUUCGUGCAUUGUUUUGAUGAAGAAACAUUUUAAAAUAGCGUUCUUGUAUUAACUAUAGCUAUAGGAUAAUUUGUCUGACGUUCUUGUUUUAUGAAAGCUAGUAUAUAAAUGUAUAAAGUAAAGUGGUACUCUUUAUGAAGCCCAGUAAACUGGUCUGUGUCACAUUUCACCCACAAAGCUUGUAUCCUAGAUCGUCACGUAAUAUUCAAGCACGCCAGGAACUCUGGGUAUUCCUAUCACGCACAGGCAAACAAAUCAAUGAUAUUUAGAAAUGUUCUGUCCUAGAAGCAAAAAAAAUAUUUUGCAAUGUCAACUUUUCAAAUUGUUCAAUUUACUGUAGAUAGAAUAUUCGAAAUUAUGCUGCUAAUAAAUUUUAUGAAAACUGC